GAAGCAUCAUUUAAUGACAAAUCCAUGCUCACAGGGUAAAGAUGGCAGGCUUCCUGGAUAACUUCCGAUGGCCAGAGUGUGAGUGUGUCGACUGGAGUGAGAGAAGGAACGCCGUGGCCUCCGUGGUUGCAGGCAUACUGUUUUUUACAGGUUGGUGGAUAAUGAUCGAUGCUGCUGUGGUCUAUCCUAAACCUGAGCAGUUGAAUCACGCUUUUCACACAUGUGGUGUGUUUUCCACACUGGCUUUCUUCAUGAUAAACGCUGUAUCCAACGCGCAAGUGAGAGGGGACGGUUAUGAGAGCGGCUGCCUAGGAAGAACAGGUGCUCGAGUCUGGCUCUUCAUUGGUUUCAUGCUGAUGUUCGGGUCACUGAUCGCCUCCAUGUGGAUUCUUUUUGGUGCAUAUGUUACUCAGAAUGUUGAUGUCUAUCCCGGACUAGCUGUCUUCUUUCAAAACGCUCUUAUAUUUUUUAGCACUCUGAUCUACAAAUUUGGAAGAACUGAAGAGCUCUGGACGUGAGAUGGGCUGCCUCUCAGUCACACCUUACCCCGCUCUGUUCUACGUAGAUAUCUUUAUCUCUGGUAUAGUUUACACAUUGCCAAAUGGAGCAGAGUGCGCACGCGGUGUUCUGUUCCGUCACACUUUUAUGUCCUAAGUUUUGAAUUGCUUUUGCAAAAUGUCUGUGUUGAUUUUUCAUUGAUUGGACAACUUAGUAUGUACAUAAUACAUGACUUCUCAUAAUGCCUGAUGCUGAGUGUCAGGGUUUUAUUCCCGAAACUGAUUGGUAUGUGUCCUGAGCAUUGUCCUGGUGUCUAGGGUAUCUGAUGUUUGAAAAUGUGCAAAAUAUUCAGCUCUGUGACUCUAGGAAAAGCCCUGGGCUAUUAGAGAAGGCAUUUCUGCCAGUUGUAAUUUAUUUUGGUUGGAAACAAGACUUUUCUUAAAGGGAAAAUGUUUGUGCUUACGUGUACACUAAAGAACUGGACUUUUUAUAUGAAGGUUUGAGUGCCCAAAGGACUAGUUUGAAAGCCCCUUUAAAGAGAAUUUCUCUAACGUGUCUUUUACUUGACUCUCAGCAAAUUGCCAUUUUUGAGAGUUAAUGUAAAAAGAUGGUAGGCAGCUGAGCAGUGUGCUUCCCGUUACCACGCAGCCCAGUGCUCCCCAUCUUACUACACAGCUCAGUGCUCCCCAUCUUAACAUGCAGCUCAGUGCUCCUCAUCUUACUACACAGCUCAGUGCUCCCCAUCUUAACAUGCAGCUCAGUGCUCCUCAUCUUACUACACAGCUCAGUGCUCCCCAUCUUACAACACAGCUCAGUGCUCCCCAUCUUAACAUGCAGCUCAGUGCUCCCCAUCUUAACAUGCAGCUCAGUGCUCCCCAUCUUAACAUGCAGCUCAGUGCUCCCCAUCUUAACAUGCAGCUCAGUGCUCCCCAUCUUACCAUAGCCCAGUGCUCCCCAUCUUACCAUAGCCCAGUGCUCCCCAUCUUACUACACAGCUCAGUGCUCCCCAUCUUACUACACAGCCCAGUGCUCCCCAUCUUACCAUAGCCCAGUGCUCCCCAUCUUACUACACAGCCCAGUGCUCCCCAUCUUACCAUAGCCCAGUCUUCCCCAUCUUACUACACAGCUCAGUGCUCCCCAUCUUACCACGCAGCUCAAUGCUCCCCACCUUACCAUGCAGCCCAGUGCUCCGGGUUUUCGUCUUGCACGGCUCAACAGUGUCUGCACACACACUCAGGCGAGUGGCCCUGAGACAGCCGUAGUUCAGACACAUGACACAGUCAGUCAAAGAUAAAGAUGCUUCCCGAAGGAAGGGCGUUAUGACCCAGGGAAAGGCAGGCGCGUGACUGUCUUAGUCCUCGACUCCCUGUGAGCGGCCCUCAGGUGGCGCUGUGCAGAGCACAUGUGUCGCACACUCAGUGCACACUCCACUCCAGGAGCCCUUCUCCACGUUGAGAGCGGCACCUGCCCCGUGUGUAUUUCUGUGGGCCUUGCCUUGGUUGUAAAAAUUCUGUUGCACUUUUAACCCCAGAGGAUUUUUAUAAAGCCUUUUGCUGUAAAACAGUAACGCCAUGGUAGCACAUGCAGCUUCUGAUGCAGCCUUCACUCUCCUCAGCUCUCCUCAGAGGCAGCACAGCAGGAAGCAGCUGCGGAUCGCUGCGCCUUCCUCUAGAUGCGUCUCGCUGCGUUACUCUCCUGUUGUUCCCUCAGAAUGCCUGCUUUGUCUUGCUUUCAGAAAACUACGAAGCUAAUCACAUGUUUCCAUUCUGAGAAUCUAAUGCAAUAAAUAUUCCCUGUCUCACAUCCUAUACAGUUAGGUGUUCUGGGAAAAUGACCCAUGAAACCUGCUCUCUGUUCAUUCUUCAUUGUCCAAGUUAACUUAUCCAAGAGGCAUUCAUAAACAAGAAGAUAAAUGACUACAGGUCUAUGAAGGGCAGCCCUGAGGACCAACUGAAGAUGCUGGUGGCUUCUUUUCUAUUCGUGAUUCUAUCCAUGACGAGACAGAUGGUGUUAGUGCCCUCCCACAGGUAUUAUGAGUCCGUAGCAUCCUUGGUGAUCACCGAAAAUACACCUGGUUCUCUUAAUAAAGGUCUCACUUGUUAUACUCAA
Mesocricetus auratus (golden hamster) is the source of this 2607-nucleotide messenger RNA. It is a transcript of the gene Tmem50b, whose product is annotated as transmembrane protein 50B. The transcript is spliced from 6 exons. The coding region runs from base 42 to 518 and encodes 158 amino acids. NCBI's taxonomy places the organism in Eukaryota, Metazoa, Chordata, Mammalia, Rodentia, Cricetidae. The record is from RefSeq and is a predicted model, not a curated record. Gene Ontology annotation, biological process: protein targeting to vacuole; late endosome to vacuole transport via multivesicular body sorting pathway.